Molecule: messenger RNA, 1354 nt
Organism: Galeopterus variegatus (Sunda flying lemur)
Lineage: Eukaryota; Metazoa; Chordata; Mammalia; Dermoptera; Cynocephalidae
Product: dynamin-2-like
Exons: 3
Molecular function (GO): GTPase activity; GTP binding
Source: RefSeq, a predicted model, not a curated record
ACAAAGGCCUUCAUCCACCACGAGCUGCUGGCCUACCUGUACUCGUCUGCAGACCAGAGCAGCCUUAUGGAGGAGUCAGCCGACCAGGCCCAGCGGCGGGACGACAUGCUGCGCAUGUACCAUGCACUCAAAGAGGCACUCAACAUCAUCGGGGACAUCAGCACCAGCACUGUGUCCACGCCUGUGCCCCCACCCGUUGAUGACACCUGGCUCCAGAGCUCAAGCAGCCACAGCCCCACUCCGCAGCGUCGACCUGUGUCCAGCAUGCACCCCCCGGGCCGGCCUCCUGCGGUGAGGGGCCCCACUCCAGGGCCCCCUCUGAUUCCCAUGCCAGUGGGGACAGCAGCCUCCUUCACCGCACCCCCCAUCCCAUCCCGGCCUGGACCCCAGAGUGUGUUUGCCAACAAUGACCCCUUCUCAGCCCCACCUCAGAUCCCAUCUCGGCCAGCUCGGAUCCCCCCUGGCAUACCUCCUGGAGUGCCCAGCAGAAGACCCCCUGCUGCGCCCAGCCGGCCCACCAUUAUCCGCCCAGCCGAGCCAUCCCUGCUCGACUAGGCUGCGCGGGGGGCAUGAUCUCGGGGGCCUCGCGCACCCACAGUGCAAGAGCUUCAGUGGCCUGGGCCCUUUCACCCCUGUGCUGGGACCAGGCUCCCCGCGGGCAUACCGUGCCUCUUCCCUAAGCCUGGCCCCCAUCCCUGGCUGGACACCACAGAGUGAAGGGACCCUGGAGCCCCAGGCGGGGGGCACUGGGGUGUUGCACUUUGGGGGAUGGAGUCUCCAGGGGGCAGAGGGGAUAGUACCCUGGGUGCUAUCUCGAAUGAGGGAUCCAGGCAGGGCUGGGGGGAUCUGCCAGGGGCUUCUCUGGCUGGGCAAACCCACAUAGAGCAGGCCUACUGAAAGCUGGGGUGCCAAGGGUACCUGUAUUCCCCAGACCCUGUUGGGGUGUAAGGAAUGUCCGCCUCUCAUCAGUGGAAGCUCCCCAGCAGCUAGCCAGGGCUGCCCGGCCGCCCGGCCCGAGUUGUACAUACUCCUUCCUCAGCCACAUUAACCACAGAGCCUAGCCCGGCCCAGCCUCAGCCGCCAGAGGUGCCUUCGCCAGGCCUGGAAACCUCAGCCCGGGCUGGCCUCGCUCUCUGCUCUCUCCAUCCCUGCCUCCUCCUGGGUCCCCCAGGGUGGCUUGGGCUUCAGGGGCAGUGUGGGUUGGGGAGGCUUUGGGGCCUACCCCACAGGGUGGGCCUGGGCAGCCUCUCUCUGAGCCUUUCUCACUUGCUCCUCGCCCAGUUUGACCACUGUAAGUGCCUGCACUCUGUAUCCUAUUAAUAAAGUAAAAUAAAGGGAAAAAGCUUCUGCUGGC